This is a messenger RNA of Drosophila albomicans, 1988 nucleotides long. RefSeq names its product SET domain-containing protein SmydA-8 (gene SmydA-1). Bases 347 to 1894 code for a protein of 515 amino acids. The record is from RefSeq and is a predicted model, not a curated record. NCBI's taxonomy places the organism in Eukaryota, Metazoa, Arthropoda, Insecta, Diptera, Drosophilidae. The transcript is spliced from 6 exons.
GGAAUCAUUCCUGGAUUAUUAGAUGUGUGUGGCGUUCAUCAGCUGGCAAUAUUUGUGAAAGGGAGAGAAAAUAGAGAAAAUCUACAAAGCACAGCAUUGGUCUAUCCACACAUUAAUUGUGUUGGUCUAUUUAUAGAGAGCUAAGUUCCGUGCGUGCUCUGUGUAUGCUUUGAACAUCUCUUGCCCUACAUCUUGUGUUUUGGCCGAGUCAGUGAAACGGAAACGUGUGUGGAGGAUGCACAUGCACAGUGUUGUGUUUGUGUAUUAGAAAAUCAUUAAUUCAAGUGGCAUCCUUUGGGGAUUUUCAUAAACUCAAUUGCUAAACAGAAGCAAGCACACUUUCGAGAUGAAUCCGUGUGCGGUGUGUGAAACUCCAACGAAAAACAAUUGCUCCAAUUGCAACCAAGUCUCCUACUGCUCGGUGCAGCAUCAGAAGCAACACUGGAAGGCGCACAAGCCCAACUGUCAUCCAUUUAAGAUUGCACACAAUGAGCUGCUGGGUCGCCAUUUGGUUGCCACACGUAACAUCAAGCCCUAUGAGAUUAUUCUCAAGGAGGCGCCACUGGUCCGUGGUCCAGCUCAAAUCUCGGCGCCGGUUUGCAUGGGUUGCCUGAACAGCAUCGAGGCCAACGAUCACAUCGAUUGCGACAAAUGUGGCUGGCCAUUGUGUGGGCCAGAAUGCCAAGCGCUGGACGAGCACAAGGCCGAGUGUCAGCUGACACAGGAUCGCGGACAGAAAGUCAACGUUCAUGAGUUUAAUGGCCCGCAUCCUUUGUACACCUGCGUUAGCACCGUUCGUUGUUUACUCAUCAAUGAGACGAGCCCGGAGAAUGCGGAGAAGUUCAAGCAACUGGAGUCGCUGGAGCACACGCGUCGGGGUUCGAAUCAAUGGAAGGCGGACUUGGCCAGCAUUGGACAGUUCAUACCCAAGUUCUUUCGAACUGAAAAAUUCAGCGAGGAAGAAAUUAUGCGCACUGUGGGCGCGCUGCAGAUCAAUGGACACGAGGUGCCCACUUCGGAUCCGCCACAUGUGGCCGUCUUCUACACGGCCUCGUUCACCGAGAACUCCUGUCUCCCUAAUCUGGCCAAGAGCUUUAACAAAAAUGGAGACUGUGUGCUCUGGGCACCUCAGGCGAUCAAGAAGAAUGCACAUCUGAGCAUUUGCUACUCUGAUGCAGUUUGGGGCACUGCGGAUCGACAGCGGCAUCUCAUGCAGACCAAGCUCUUCAAGUGCAUCUGUGAUCGUUGCAAGGAUAUCACUGAGCUGGGCACCAACUACAGCGCCAUCAAAUGCGAGGAUCGCAACUGCUCGGGUAUCUUGUUGCCUAGCAAAGCAGAUGACUGGAAUGCCAGCUGGCGCUGUUUGGAGUGUCAGAAGCAAGUGCAGAAAAAAUAUGUGGAUGGCAUUUUGGAACGUGCUGGGCAGGACAUUCAGAACAUGGAGAAAAACGAAGAGAAUAUCCUCAAAUACCUUAAGCACUACGAGAAAUGGUUGCCUUCAUAUCAUUAUCAUAUGAAUGAAGUAAAAAUUCUGCUGGUUCAGCUGCUCGCCAAGAAUCAGGCCGAACUGAUGGUCAUCUCCGAUGAGAAGCUCACACUUAAACUGCAGUAUGCCAGGGAUUUGAUUCUGCUCUAUGAGAAAAUUGCGCCCUGUGAAGUGCGCAUGCUGGGAACACUUUGCUUUGAGCUGCAUUCGGCAAUUGCUGAGCAGACGCGUCGCAUCUCAUUGCAGACAAGUCUGUCGCCCAAAGAGAUGCUGGAGGAGUCGUUGCUGUAUGUGGAGAAAUGUGUCAACUAUUUGCAAUAUGAAUCCGACAUUUUCAUCGAGGGACAUAUUUUAAAGCAAGCGAAAAUCAAUCGUGAUGCGCUACGCAUGGUUAUCAGAAUAUCCUAAUUACGUCCUUUCGACUAGUCUUUAAAUUUUAUUGUUUCUCUGCUCAAAAAAAAAAAUCAAAAUAACAAAUUAAAACAAGCCUUCAUCAACAAAA